AUGACACUAACAAAUUUCGAGGACGAUUACAAUUGCCCAAAGAAAGCCACUCUCGACAGCAAGGGGCACUGUUCUUCUCCAAUCCCCAAUAUUCCAGAGAACGCGGGGUGCACUGCGUAUUGCGAAAUAAAACUUACUCCGAUUUUUGGGCAAGAGAUCCCCUUUGCGGAUGGAUCUUGCCAAAGCUCUACCACUUGCUACAUGUCCACCGGCCAAUCAGUCGUUGUUACAAAUACGUAUACAGUAAAUGUCGAUGUCAGCAUCAAUGCCGGAGAAGAUCCACUCAAGACAUUAACAUCAGCCAUUAACAUUGGCGCCACGUAUAGCUAUAGCAAGUCGGUAGGAUACGAAACAACUGAGGUUCAUAGGAUGCCUUUGAACGCUACCGCAUGCGGUUACUGGACCUUUAUUCCUUAUCUGUUCAAUUCUUGUGGAACUCUCACAACAGCCGCUAUCGGUGAAACCCCAGCCGGGUACUACAAUCAAGAUGAAUCCCCUUACUGCGACAAAAGUUCUCUAUCAGACGUCGCAAACUACUGUAACACCACGCCGCACCAAGAUGCGAAUGGUCACGCCGAUGGGAAGGUUAUUUUUGUCUACACAGAUUGCGACACCAACAUUGCGCUGCCAAAUGGCCAAGAUCCGGCGUAUUGGUUUCCGGGAGUGUCCACAAGCCACCCCUAGUCUUAGUACGAUCAAUUUCUACUUGGAUGAUAUUCAGGGUUGAGAUGUUGAAGACGGGGGUAAGAUCGUAUCGGGAAUGAGUCGUCCAGGGUUUCUAAGUAGGAUUCUGUUGAUGGUGGGGAGGUUGAAUUGCAAAUUAGACUUUCAUACUAUAAAUUCGGAAUUCUAAGCUUCUGCAUGACCUUUUUAUAAGCGAAUAAUGCUCUGUUGACUGACAAAUGUGUGCAACACAGGGCGUAAGAUCUUGACAUCCUAGCGCUGGCUUAGGACUUGAGGUUCGGCACUCGCUUAAGGUUUCUGGGGCUAAUGGGCCUUCAUAAAUUUGCGCCUUUCGAAUCGAAGACAUUUUUGCGGAAGCCCCAUUCUUCGAUUUUCCGAGAAAAUUGUCGUUUCCUAUUGA
Messenger RNA from Mollisia scopiformis, 1084 nucleotides. RefSeq lists its product as uncharacterized. Lineage: Eukaryota; Fungi; Ascomycota; Leotiomycetes; Helotiales; Mollisiaceae. Bases 1 to 684 code for a protein of 227 amino acids. The record is from RefSeq and is a predicted model, not a curated record. The transcript has 3 exons.